This is a messenger RNA of Thamnophis elegans (Western terrestrial garter snake), 651 nucleotides long. RefSeq lists its product as uncharacterized. The transcript is spliced from 6 exons. NCBI's taxonomy places the organism in Eukaryota, Metazoa, Chordata, Lepidosauria, Squamata, Natricidae. The record is from RefSeq and is a predicted model, not a curated record. Bases 1 to 651 code for a protein of 216 amino acids.
AUGGCUGACUGGCCACACCCCGAACUGGCUCGCUCCGACUCUCUCCCUGUCUCGUCUUUGCCAUAUGCAUCCGCACAACUGCCUCCUAGUGCCUACACACAGUGUCCCGCUGCCAGGAUUAAUGCUUCCGAAGUUUGUGAAGAUAUAGAGAGAAUUGAUGUCAAAAUAUCUGCCAACCUUACUCAUCUCGUUUGCGACAACCUUCAGAAUCUCAGUCAUGUUAAUAGUACCUUUAUAAUUCAAGCCUUGGAAUUCACCCUGAGGAAAAAAUAUGACCUUCCACCCAAUAUAGUGAGAGUUCUUCUAAAUCAAGUAAAUGGGGAAGAGCUGAUCAAUGCCCUGGAGAAAUUUAAUGAAAAGAUUGUGAACUCUUCCCUAAUUUCCAAUCAAGCAAAAACUGCCAUAUUGCGAGCUUUGUGGGAUGAGAAGCUAAGAAACGAAGAUCGUUUCAAUGAGACCGCCUUUGUGACUUCCUGGUUCCAGAAAAGACUUCGCCUUUUUAUCUCGGGAAUUUCACCAGAGAUGCUCCAGUGUCUUCACAAUGAGACCAUGCAGUGUGAGCAAUACCAGGCAAUGUAUGUGAUGGGACUAUUAAUCUUUUGUUCAGUUGUGACUGUUCAGUUAUUCCCAGGAUUGCAUAAUACCUGCUAG